AUGAAUCCAAUCUAUCUGGACCCCCAUCUUCGGGACCCAGGUUCUCGAACAAAAUCGCGCAAUGAUGCAGCAACAGGAGCAUCCGCCGCUGGCGUUCGUGCCGUCAGUGCACAGAUGGUUGCCUUCUACUUCCGCGCUCCGAUCAAAGCUUUUUUUCGCACCCGUGUUGACUAUAUGGCAUUUGCCCGAGCUGUGAACCCCCGAGUCGCAGAAGGGAAAUGGUCCAUCCAUACCACCACUCCCGGUUUGUUGCUUCAUGCGGUCCGAACAUAUGGCUGGAGGUUCAUUCCGAAUCAAGUGUUACCACCUCUUUUGGCAAAUGCAGGAAUCGGAGCCGUUCUCUACACUUCUUAUUUACAGGUUCUGGGGGCCCUUCAUGAACCUGUCUCACAGGGAGUCAAGCGUGUCUGGCCUCCUGCACCUGCAUCGGCCACGUUUACCGCAGGUUUUACCGCAGGGACCAUCCAAUCCAUAGUUGCGGCCCCACUGGAUGCUCUUCAGGUUCGUCUUCAGACCAACGAUAUGCUGCAGGGUCAGUACCGGACUAUGUGGCACUACGGGCAUCACAAACUAAAACAGAUUGGACUCCGAGGAGUCUUUGCGGGUUGGAGCCUCUCCUUUCUCCGCGACUCUCUUGGUUAUGCCGUAUUCUUCUCCUCUUUUGAGUACGUCAAGUCCCAGUCGUACUAUUCCUUUGUUACUUGGUAUUAUGGGUCCCUCCACACCGAUAAUCUGGGCCUACUUUCCUCCCCCGGCUCUAGCGACCGAGGCGUGCCGCUUAUCAAACCUCAUUAUGCACUGGAACCCUGUUUUCUGAUGAUGGCAGGGGUGGUAGGCUCGGUGGCCCAACAGGCGAUUCAACACCCUCUAAGCCGCAUCCAAAACCUUCAUUUGGGUCGAUUAGAGUAUCUAGACCACCAAGCGAGUCUGGACCCCUCAAGACAACAGAUGCUGCGUCUGUACUACCAUGCAUACCAGGAGACCUGGAAGCGAUGCCAACGCAAGGCUGAGCGGGCUGGCGGAUGGCGAUCAUGGCUAUUUCGUGGUUUUGUGAGCAGCUCCCUGCGGCAGGUCCCCAGUACCAGCGCGGGUCUCAUUAUCUUUGAGUUGGAACUAAAGAGGGCUUCCGGCCCAUUGACCGUCAUCAUUCUUUCUCCAAACUCCCCACGCGUCAUUCCUCUCCGGUCCCUUUCCCGCUCCCCCGCCCAACACAUCGUACUAGAUUCUGCCAGCGAGAAAGGUAGCCGCCGCUCAUCUCACUCGUUGACUCGUUCCGAGUCUGACUUCUCUAUCUGGUCGGACACCGGUGAUCUUGCCGAGCAACUCGCCGAGGAUCCUCUUCACAGUCACCCACACGGCACCCUCGAGCGCGACGUCUUGGUCCGUAAAGGAGGACGGAAAUCCUCAAAGCGGGUGCAUUACCCGCAAGACUGCUCUAAGACCGAUUCAGAUAUACUGAAGGAGAAUAUUAAAAUCCCUAGUCCUUCACCACGGCGAAUAUCUCAGAUAGAACGGCUCCUGGCCACCGUUAUGUCACCCAGCAAUAGGCAAAAUGCCCAAAUCCAUGGCUUGGUGGGCAAACCGCUGCUGUACUUCACUAGUGUUUUCGUAUCUCUAGGGGUAUUUCUGUUUGGAUAUGACCAGGGCGUCAUGUCAGGUAUCAUCACUGGUUGGUACUUUGAUGAUUACUUUGACCAACCCUCACGGGCCACUAUUGGUACUGUGGUGGCUAUUCUGGAGGUGGGAGCAUUCAUAUCUUCUCUCUUGGUAGGCAAAAUCGGUGACUUGAUCGGCCGACGAAAGACAAUUCUUUACGGUUCGUUGGUGUUCUUUGUCGGCGGUACCCUCCAAACACUAGCCACCAGUAUGGCUAUGAUGAUGGUGGGCCGAAUAAUUGCUGGUUUUGGUGUGGGUGCCUUGUCAACAAUAGUGCCCGUGUACCAGUCUGAGAUUUCGCCCCCUCACAACCGUGGGAAAUUAGCCUGCAUUGAAUUUACCGGAAACAUUGCCGGAUAUGCAACUAGUGUUUGGGUGGAUUACUUUUGCAGCUUCAUCGAGUCCAACUACUCCUGGCGACUGCCUCUUCUUUUUCAAUGUAUAAUGGGCCUUGCCCUUGGAGCUGGAAGUCUACUCAUCUGCGAAUCUCCACGAUGGCUCUUGGAUAAUGAUCACGAUGAAGAAGGCAUGGUGGUCAUCGCCAAUCUUUACGGCGAAGGUGAUAUUCAUAAUGACAAAGCGCGCCAAGAGUACCGAGAGAUCAAAAUGGGAGUUCUCCUGCACCGCCAGGAAGGGGAAAGAUCCUAUGGCGAUAUGUUUCGCCGUUACAAAAAGCGAGUUUUUAUUGCCAUGUCCGCCCAGGCCUUGGCCCAGCUUAACGGUAUCAACGUUAUCUCUUAUUAUGCGCCCCUUGUGUUCGAGUCCGCUGGCUGGGCUGGUCGAGAUGCUAUUCUCAUGACGGGCAUCAACGGGAUUUCGUAUCUUCUUUCCACCAUCCCUCCCUGGUAUCUGGUGGAUGGAUGGGGUCGGCGGCCGAUUUUGCUGUCGGGUGCAGUAGCGAUGCUCAUCUCUCUCUCUCUGAUCUCUUACUUCAUUUAUAUCGAGAUUAGUGCUACCCCAACCCUGACCGUCAUUUUUGUUAUGGUUUACAACGCGGCUUUUGGGGCAUCUUGGGGCCCAAUCCCGUGGCUCUAUCCACCUGAGAUUCUCCCCUUAAGCAUCCGUGCCAAGGGAGCCAGUUUGAGCACCGCGGCCAAUUGGGCAUUCAAUUGGCUUGUUGGAGAGGUGACCCCAGUUCUUCAGAAUGCCAUCAAAUGGCGACUGUAUCUGGUACAUGCCUUUUUCUGCGCAUGUAGUUUUGUGGUUGUGUACUUUUUGUAUCCCGAGACUAGCGGGGUCCGAUUAGAAGAUAUGAAUGUUCUGUUUGGUGACGCCUCAACUGCCAUGCCCACCCCGGCCACCGACGGCGAGCGAGGAUCACUUAUCGGCGGAGGAUCGCCCGUCCCCUCCCUCGAUAUACGCCGACCAUAUGGCCAAUUUGGCACUGAGAGCGCGAUUCCCGGUCUGGAUAUUGAUCCCCCAUUUUGA
Molecule: messenger RNA, 3084 nt
Organism: Penicillium verhagenii
Lineage: Eukaryota; Fungi; Ascomycota; Eurotiomycetes; Eurotiales; Aspergillaceae
Product: putative MFS monosaccharide transporter
Exons: 10
Coding region: 1-3084 (1027 amino acids)
Biological process (GO): transmembrane transport; carbohydrate transport
Cellular component (GO): membrane
Molecular function (GO): carbohydrate:proton symporter activity
Source: RefSeq, a predicted model, not a curated record